This is a messenger RNA of Gossypium arboreum, 2150 nucleotides long. Its product is annotated as B3 domain-containing protein Os01g0234100-like. Bases 667 to 1764 code for a protein of 365 amino acids. NCBI's taxonomy places the organism in Eukaryota, Viridiplantae, Streptophyta, Magnoliopsida, Malvales, Malvaceae. The record is from RefSeq and is a predicted model, not a curated record. The transcript is spliced from 8 exons. Gene Ontology annotation, molecular function: DNA binding.
AAUCAGUUGUAGAUGAUGGGAGGAUUAAUUUAAAAUUAAACUCCAAAAGUGGAAGAAACAAAAAAGGGAAGAAAGAAAAAAGGAAGAAAUGCUUUUCAUUUUCUUUCCACUAAUACAUUUCUCUCUCUGCAGUGUCCCACAAAACCCGAUCAUUUUGUACUGAAAUAUGUAUAUAAUAAUAAACUUCCUUUUCUCUCUUUGAUUUUCAAAAUUUCAAAUACAAAAGCUUUUGAAAGUGAGAUGCCAUGGCUGUCUCUCCAAAACAGAGGAUAAGCUCUCUCAAGCAGGUUAGUCGAGGGAGAGGGAGACCACCCAAGACCAAAUUGUUUAGGAAAAAACUUUCAGCAAUGACUGUGAACCAACAACAAUACGGUGGGUACUCGAGCUCGGGUGUAAAUAUCGGAAAGGUACCGAGCUCGUGUGUAAAUUUCGGAUACAGGUAUACAUCCGAAACAGCAUUUUGGACUCUUAGAGGGUCAUAUGCUUGCAUCCGGAAUAUGAGAAUAAGCUCUUUCAAGGUCUCUUCCUCGUACAUACAUACAUAUACACCAUCGAAACAGUCCUUAGAAGAUAGUCUCUUAUGAAAAGGAGAAGGCUCAAUGUAAUAAACGGAAGAGAGCAAAAUACGAUGAAGUGUACGAAAAUGGCGAAACCAAAUUGGCUGUAAUGGAACGAGCAUUGGAUAUUCAAGCUAAUCUAUCAUCUGAGUUCCCUAGCAUGAUAAAAUACAUGCUUCCAUCACAUGUAACCGGAGGAUUUUGGCUGGGUCUUCCGAAGCACUUCGGCUUGAAUCAUUUGCCGAAGGAAGAUCGAAUGAUGGUUUUGGAAGAUGAAGAAGGGAAAGAGUUUCAAGUUAAAUAUUUAGUGGAAAAGAUUGGUCUUAGUGGUGGAUGGAGAGGGUUCUCCAUUGCUCAUAAAUUAUUGGAAGGAGAUGUAUGUGUCUUUCAUUUAGUGAGACCCUCCAAAUUUAAGGUCUAUAUUGUGAGAAAAAAAUGUUCAGAAGAAGUAGAUGUUGCUCUUGGCCUUCUAAAGCUAGAAUCUUCCACUCAAUUAGUUGACAAUGGGAAAGAACUAAAGAUAUGUGAAAUUUCGGUAGGAAAAACAGAAGAUAGAAAUGACCCCAUUCUCUAUAGUUCUAACAUUGAACCAACUGUGGAUCAAUCCAAGAACAACAGGGUUGAUCUCGGCUCUGAAGUUUCGGACGGAAUCAGGCUUUCAGAAUCCAUUGUUGAUUUUAGAGAAGUGAAGAGUUUCGAGGAUUUUAACAUUCUUGUUAAUGGUUUAGUCAUAGAUUCCGAGUUUUCAAAGUACUUGCAGAUGAAGUACUACGAGCUUUGUUGUAAUCAAAACUCAUUCCUUCACGAAAAUCUUCUCGAGGGACUUAACUGUAAACUGGUUGCCGGAGUCAUUGCCGAGACGAUCAAUAUUGCGGAUGCCAUUAGAGCUGCCAAGCUUACAACUCCCCACGACAGUUUCCUCACUUGGGACAAAACUUUGAGAUCGUUUGAGGGGUUAGGCAUGAAAGUGGGCUUCUUACGUGCUCGAUUGGACAAGUUAAUGAACCUCUUGACGAAGUCGAGGAGGUACAAAGAAGCUAAACUCGAACAAGCCAACUCAAAUGAGGAAAAGCUGAAACUCGAAGCAAAGCUAGCGGAAGUAACCCAUACACUGACUAAACUUGAUAGAGAGAUAAGGUUAUUUAAGCAAGAGAAUGCUGAUGACCUCGAGGCUCUGUUUCGAGAAGUGGCCAAUGGACCUUGGUGACACUGGCCACUCAAUAGCUUUUGUAAUGGAAACUAGUCCAUUAGUGAUGGGGAAUUUUUUGCAUAUAUCUCAAGCACAAGAGAUAGUAUUUUGUGAAGAAGAAAGUGUACAAGUGUAUAAAACUUGGGUUUUCGAGAAUAUCGGGUUAGGAUCCCCUCCAUUACUUUUCUAUAUACUAUUAUUCGAUAUAACUUUUAGUUCCAAAUACACAUACACGAUGGCAUCAUUUAGCAUUACAUUAUACAAUACAAAAAAGAAAUAGCAAUUUAAUGCUAACUUGUGGUUCUUUGUUCAAACCUAGUAACCAUUUUAAAUGAACAUGAUUCUGCUACGUAUGUAUGAGUAUAUUUCCGCUAUGAGAUGUAAAUAGUUUUUAAGACUUAUCC